Carica papaya (papaya) is the source of this 1755-nucleotide messenger RNA. NCBI's taxonomy places the organism in Eukaryota, Viridiplantae, Streptophyta, Magnoliopsida, Brassicales, Caricaceae. The record is from RefSeq and is a predicted model, not a curated record.
UUUGGUUUUUCGUGUAAGGGAUGUUAAAUGAAAUUUUGAUCUCGCUUCCGCAUUCGAUAUAUUUAAAUACUCAUUUCAUUUUAAUAUUUUCCGGGGCCGUUACAAUAGUUACAGUAGUUAGUAUUACCAAAGUAAAGCUGUGUUACGUUGGUUUAUACCAGAGUGAUAGAUGAUGUUAAUUGAUACAGUGCUUCAAUUAGGUCUACAAUGUGAUUUUUUAUUUGGUAAUUCUGCUUUUCAGUCAUUCAUCUCUUCUUUCUUUUCCACAUGCAUGGAUGUUUGCACUGAUUUGAGAAUGAUUUAUUUUCUGUUCUAUAAACUUGUAAGCCUAAAUGAUCCAAAUUAGUACUUUCCAAGUUGUAAACAAUCAUGAAGGCAUAUGAUCCAGGAUCUUUUCUUCUGAACAAAAACAUGUGAUAAGGAGCUUUAACUUUUCUGAACUACUAUUAUGAUAGUUCUAGGUGUACAAUUCAUGCAAAUUCUCUAAUCUGAAAUUUCAGUGAGAAGGAAAGGCAGCAGUGUGGGGUCUCUGAAGCUUGUGGAUGCUUGUGGGUUUAUUUGGCUGAUUUGCGUUCUUCAGAAGGAAAUUCGCAUGUGCACUAUAACCUAUUUUAUGAUCCUCUAAAACAUGAUGGUCCAUUGUUACCUCCUGCAGCAGCUUUGGCCCCAACUUUGUGGCCUCAAUUUCAUCUUCGUUGGGCUUGCCCCUCUGAAGCAAAAGCUGGUGAGGUUGAGGCACAGUGUAGAAACAUGAUAAUAAAAUUUUCUGAACUGCAGAAGGGAAAAGAGGCAGCAGAAAGAAAAGCCAAGGACAUCUCAGUUGCCAUGGAAUCAUUAAGUGCAGAGUUACGAAAUGAAAAGCAGCUUAGUAGCUCAGCCAUGGAGUUGGCAAAGAGAGCCGCCAAGGAAAGUGCUGCCAUCAAACGAGCCGUGCAAUCGUUGGGUUGCAAGGUCCAGUUUGCAAGCGGCAGCGAUCGUAUCGUUGAUAUUGAAAGAAGUCCAACAGAAACUCAGCAGAAACUUUUAUAUUCUCCUUCCCGUAAAGAAUCUGAUGGUACUUCGAUGCAUGAUGAGAAAUCAGACCUGUCCGUGUCUAUUACAGUCAUGGCAGAUGAUAAUGUCUCGGGCAAUCCACUCGGACGAGUGUGUGAAGCUUUAUGUCCAUUACGAACACGAGAUGGAGGAUGCCGAUGGCCAGAUGCUGGUUGUGCUCAGCUCGGUAGCCAGUUUGUUGGAUUAAAAGCAAACUUUGAUGCAUUUGAUAAGCUAUCCAUUUAUGAUAGUUACUUCAAGUCUGAAUGAAAGAAUUGUUAAAUGAGCUCUGGGUAACAUAGUACAAAGCUUGGAGCGCAUCCUACAGGUAGCAAGGUAAAUGUAGUUCAUCAUCGGCUAAAAAGCCGAGAUUUUUCUUCUGGUUCAUAAAUGAAAUCACCCGGGCAAUACAUAUACACAGACCCACAGUAUUUUGGACGAUGGGUCUUGGGAUCGUCUGUACAGCAAAAUAUAGAGGUAGCUGUGACCAUUUGUAGGUUCUCUUUGUUGAGGAAUAAAAUAGAAGGGUUUAGGCAAUUCGUUCAAUUAAGAAGUUUUGCAUAUGGUCCUGAGUAUAGUUUCUCACCCACCCUGCCAUUCUUUCCUUCAGAGAUUUAGCUUGCUGUUCCUGUUCCUAUAUGAGAGCCAUGUAUACAGAACAAAUAUUUGUAAUUAGCCAUUGAUUGAUUUUGUAUCCCUAAUAAAUUUUGGGUAUUCUAGUUC